Molecule: messenger RNA, 1673 nt
Organism: Paramecium sonneborni
Lineage: Eukaryota; Ciliophora; Oligohymenophorea; Peniculida; Parameciidae
Source: the annotation of a GenBank genome assembly
AUGAGUUUUCGUUAAACAAAAUGGAGGUUUUUAGCUGUAUCUUUAGCUGCUCUUAUACUUUUAGGAAACAAUUAUUCGUUUGAUAAUCCUUAAGCUUUACAAACAUAAAUUUAGUAAGAGUUAGAAAUCAACAUAAUUCAGUUUAAUUUACUUUAUAGUGUAUUUGCAUUACCUAAUAUAUUUUUAACAAUUUUAGGAGGUAGAAUAGAUAGAAAAUAUUGUAGGCAUGAUUAUUGAUAGAUUAGGAGUAAGAUUUGGAAUAUUUACAUUUACAUUAAUUGUUACAAUAGGUUAAUUGAUUAUAGCAUUGGGUGGAAAAUUUAAUGAAUAUUCAUUAAUGUUGUUGGGAAGAGCUAUAUUUGGUGUAGCUAGUGAGAAUUUAAUAAUUGCAUAAAGUACAUUUGUAAGUUUAUGGUUUAAGGGUAGUGAAUUAGCAACAGUAAAAUAUUGUAACUUAACAUAGGCUAUGGGGAUAAUAAUGACUAUUCCAGAAUUAGGUGGUGCUUUAAAUAGUUUAUUAACUCCUUUAAUUUAUGAAUCAAGUUAGAAAUUGUCGGUACCACUUUUUACCAGUGUAGGAUUUUGUUUAUUUUCAUUUGCAUGUGGCAUAGUUUUAGUUUAUUUAGAUAAAUUUGCAGAUAAAUAUGAUUAAAGAUGUGAGUAAUAAGUUUGACAUACUUUUUAUAUAGAAUCUGAUUCUCAAUAUGUUUUAGAAUAGAAUAUGAUAAAAAAAGAAGAUGACGAAGAUUAAGAAUAGGAAAAAUAAGAAGAAUCAACUGAAGAAAUUAGUUUGAAAGAUAUUAAAUAAUUAUCAGGUACAGUUUGGAUCCUAUUACUGAUUUGCACUUUUAGUCUUUGUAUAUUUAUUCCUUUCUUAGAUAAUGCAAAUUAAUUUUGUCAAUAGAGAUUCAAUCUUUCAAACAUUUCAGCAGGUAGAGCGAUUAUGAUAACUUAUUUAACACCAAGUAUAAUAUUAUCACAUCGUAUUAGUGUUUAUAUCCCCAUUUAUAGGUUGUGUAGUAGAUAGAGUAGGUUAUAGAAGAAGAUGGAUGAUACUAACAUCCAUACUCUUUAUAAUCUCUCAUUUAUUAUUUGCAAUAAUACCAACUCCUGAAGAUGGAUCUCCUUAAUUUGCAGCUGUAGUGCCUUUGUUCUUAUUAGGAGUUAGUUAUGCAUUCUAUUCAUGUGUUAUGAUUCCUUGUGUUUAAUAUCUAGUUGAUUAGAGAAUCAUGGGCACUGCAUUUGGAUUGAUGGGAUUAUUUGAAAGUAUUGGUGCAUGUGUUUUCCCUCUUGUUUCUUCUUAAAUCUAUAAUACUAAUGGAAAUUAUAGGUAAGUUGGAUUCUUUUAUAUGGGAAUUGCAUGUGUAAACUUGAUCUUUGUUUUAACAUUAUAUUUUGUUGAUAAUAAAGGUAGUGAAGUCUUAGAUAAAAUCAAUCCUCUUCAAACAAAAGACCAUGAUAUAUCAUCAUCUACAUCUGAUGAUUCUAUUGCAUCUGAUCUAACUGAUGAAGAUGAAAAGGAAUAAAUUGAAAUGAAAACUAAUCUCCAUUCAUUCAAAUUAUAACCUUUAGAAACUAAUAGUGACACUAAAAGCUAACCUGGAGAUAUCAAAAUACAAAGAUCUUUUAGCUUUGAAUUUUCUAUGUAAAAUAAAAAAUUAGAUAAUCCAUGA